AUGUUUCCCUCCGCUGGACUCUUCUCUCAGACUGACUGUCCUUUCCUCAGCCGGGCCGGAUGUGAGCGACCUCACUGUCCAUACAGACACAUCAAAGGAGAACACGGCACAGGUGCGCGCGCCGGGAGUGCGCGCGCGGCAGCUGAGACAGGUCAUGGCAAUCAUAAUGCUGCUAGAGUCUUCCACAACCAGGAACAGAGCCACGCUUGUCUUUCAGAGCUGGAAAGGAUCAACAAACAGAUUGAAGCAGUUAGAAAUGAAGUGGAGAAAGAACAAAAAAGACUGUCCCGCUACCAGUCUGAUCAGGCUGAGAGUGCUGGAGCUAGCUCAGAAGAAUAUCUUGUGACAAGAAAAACUCCUUCUAAAGACCAGAAUGGAAACCAGCUGAAACGUAAAAAGUUCACCACUGCUGCCUGCAAAUAUGUUGUUGAUCGCACCAAACCAAAAACUGAUCUGGAAUAUGAUCCUUGUUCAAAUUUUUCUGCCGACCUGCGAUCUGGCAGCUCAACAGAUAAAGCGAAAUCUGCCGGUAAAGCUGAUGUGGAACGUGAUCAGCGGGAGAAAGAAAAGGAUCCGGAUCCGGUUCCCGUUGGCUCUUGUGAUUUUGAGGAUUCUGAUGAGGAGGGGGAACUGGUUAUUGACAUUCCCCCCUUUGAAUAUGACGGGAACAAGAGGUCUCAAAUACAAAGUGCACCAGACAGUGAAAAUGCAAAUUUUAUAAAGCUAAACAGGGAAUCUUCAGAAGUGGCCCAUCUUGAUACUGACAUGCUACUGCUAGAAAAGAAGGUUGAAACAAUUAGGACAGCAAAGAAGACCAUGACUAGCAUCGGUGAACAACUGGAGGCACCCAAAUCCUUGUGCAAGGAUGCUGAUUUGGUAAAACGAAAACACCCCAUGGUGGAAAGGGAAACAAUGCCUUCUGAAAGAGUUCAUCCUGUUGGAAAUAGACCUACAGAAGGUGAACAAAAACCCUCAGUUUGUUCCACAAACCCUCAGUUCAGGAUAGUCAAUGAAGAAUCUGAAUUACCCAAUAAGAUGGAGAUUGGUGCCUUGCCUGCAAAAAACAAUCAAGUGCUUCAUAAGGGUCUGAAACAAAACUUGGCUGCUUCAACAAAUGACAAAUGCAAGAAAGAAAUCUUGAAUUGUGUGACUGAAAAAUCUUCAGAAUUACCUGGAAACGCAAGGUCGUCUUCAAUGGUAGGUUUUUCAAAGGGUAGCCACUUGGGAAAAUCUGCGAACAGUGUGAAUGCUGGCGACUAUGAAGAAAAAACACAGAAUAUUGAGAAUGUUUUAGAUGAUAUUUCCAUUUGCCUGGACCACCUAAGGCAUGAAAGUGAGAACAUUGCUUGCCUUCAAGAUGUGGAUACUCUUCUUGACACGAUCCCUUCUGCCCCCAGUUGCUUGAAGAUGCAUGGUGAUCCUUUACCAAAUCCUUUACCACCUGUAACAGAAAAGCAAACAGAGCCUGAGAUACAACCAAAUAACUGGCUCACAGGUCACAUUAGAAAAAUGGACACAGUGCCCAUUGGACACUCAUCAAAGAUCCCACAGAACUCGACAGUAUUCCAGGAUUACCUUCCUACCACUUCCUCUUUCUCAGCCAUAACCAAGGAUCCAGGAUCUUGUCAGAACACUCAAACAUUUGUUGAAGAACACUGGCCAUUUGCACAUAAAGUCCCAACUGAACCUGAUGUUCAGUAUGUACCGCAGUAUGUUUCUGGAACCAACACCCCAACAAUUCCAUCUUCACAUACAGAGCUCAAGCCAGCUGCUCCAACCAUGGAUUUGACUGGGGGCCAGUUCCUGCAGACCCCACCUGCUCUGCAGUGUGAAACAGAUGAUAUAACGGUUGAUUCUAGUUCUUCAGAAGAUCUCAAUUAUUCAGACAUAGAUCUUUCUGAGAGUGAUCCAAUGGAAGAGUGCUACAGAAUAUUUAUGGAAGCCAACAAGGAUGAAGGUGCCACCUUUCAAGGUGACAAGCCAGAAGAGGUUUCAAAGAUAUCGGAGGCUGAGACUGUCGCACCAGUUCUUUCUCAGAAAAAGAGAGUAGCCCAUGUAGCAAAGUUUGAGACCACUCAUCAGGUCAAUAAAAACAAAGCACAGAUCAUCGUGCCCCUUAGAGACAGCGGUUCCCAGCUGCCAAUGCCCAGCCGGAGUCAGCAGUGCCAGAAGACUGCGAUGUCUCUUACAGCAGCUGUGAAAGGAUGCCAAUCCUUUAUUGCAGCCAAUGCACCCAAGCGAGUCAUCACACCUACUGUCCUUCAUCCAACUGCCGUGCCAAACCACUGUGUGAACAUCCUCCCGGCUGGAGCGACCCUGCAAAUCGGACCAAACCUGCACCUGAUAGUCCCUGAAGGGACCUGUGCAUUACCGGUCACACUAAUUCCCACUGCUGCAGUGCCUAUAGCACGUCCAGUUCAUCAACCGUCCCCAAUCCGACAGCCUGUGCAACGAGCUAACUACACCCCUGCCAAGUCAAUUCCUAUCAAACGCAAAGCAAAAGGACGUGCAGAGGUUGGCGUCAAAGUUCCUCAUGAUGUACGGCAGCGGUACGUCAAUCUGUUUGUGGAGGAGUUCCUGAAAACCUCCGCCACUGUGCAAGACGCCUUUGAAAAGGCACUAGCAGAAGAGAAGACUGUGUUUGAUCGCAGCAUCAAUAAACUGAAGUAUUUAAGCAUAGCAGUGAACGCACUCAAGAGGCUUAAAAAUCAAAAUGCAGCUCCUGCCAAAUUUUCCAGCGAAAGAGAUGCACAGGCUUCUAGAGGAAAUGUGCCACUCAAUACUCAAGCACUCCUGCAAAAUGGUGACUCCACCCUCUAUGAUCAGCUGAAUGAACAUAUUCUAACCAAGGACCUGCUGAAGGAGAAUAACUAUCCUCACAAACACCCUGAUAAAACUGGCUUUGCCGUUCAGUAUGGUGACGCCAAAAAGGGUAACACUGAUGUUUCCAGGAGAAUCUGCUGUCGCUGUGGAACUUCUUUCUCCGUUGGCCAGACAGGAAAGCAUACUCGCAAAGAAGAGUGCAACUAUCAUUACGGGAAAGUCAUGGAAAACAGAGUACCAGGAGGAGUGGAGACGCGCUAUAGCUGCUGUGAGAGUGCAGUCGGGUCUCCUGGCUGCCAAGUGUUUAAGCUCCAUGUCCAUGAUGCACUGAGUCUCCAAGGCUUCGUCACUAGCCUCCCUCAGACUCAUACGGACUGCCCAGGGAUUUACGCUAUUGGCACGGAAAUGUGCUACACCACCCAGGGUCUGGAACUGGUGAGAGUCACGGUGGUGAACAGCAAUCUGCAGGUCGUCUAUGACACGUUUGUUAAACCUAACGAUGAGGUCAUUGACUACAACACCAGGUUCUCAGGAGUCAGUGAGGAGGAUGUGAAGAACAGAAGUUCAUCUUUGCAAGAUGUGCAAGCUGUGCUUUCAAGCUUUAUUAAUGAGCGAACCAUCCUUGUUGGGCAUAGUUUGGAAAAUGAUCUCUGUGCUCUAAAACUUAUUCACAGCACGGUGGUCGACACGUCCGUGGUGUUCCCCCAUCGCCUGGGUCCGCCGCACAAGAGAGAACUCCAAAGCUUGACAGCCGAGUAUCUGAGGAAGAUAAUCCAAGAAAGCGUGGAGGGACACGACACCCAGGAGGACGCGAGGGCGUGCAUGGAGCUCAUGCUGUGGAAGGUGAAAGAGGAUGCUAAAGGGAAGAGAUGGUGAUCUCAUCAUCUCGGCUGAUGAAGAAAGAUCUGCUUGGCCCUAAUGUGCACUGCUGUAGAAUCGUCACUAGAAACUUGCUUUAUCGUAUCAAUCGUCACCUGUUGUCUGUCUUAUUGGGUUAAUAAUUAGAUUAAUAGCUGCAUUAGGGUUGCUGGAAAUGUAGGGAUAGAAACGAAUGGUUUCCUCACAUAUGUAUUGACACAUUUCUGUUUUGUUUCACUUUCAGAAAACAGGGUACCUUUCUUUGUCACUCUAGGCUUAUUGUAUUUGACUAGAAAUGUGGAAAUAGUGUAACUCUUAAAAGUUCAUAAAGUUACUUAGUUACAGUCACAUUGCAUAUCAUAACCUCUAGGGCCUAUCUAUAUCUAAGUAAAAGAUGUACCAAAGACGUAGGCUUAAGGAGACCACUUCAGUGACGAACAAAAGUAAGGUUUUUUUUUUUUUUUUCACGAGUCUUGAACGUGAGACAUUUUGUUUUGUCAAGUGUCCAUGAAAUAAACUUAUUCACCAUUGCACUAUGGAAUUAUUAAAUAAAAAAAAGUAUACUUGUGCACUCUGGGAUGAUGGAAAAGCAAGUAAAGACACUGCAAUGAUCUGGUGCUGUGUGAAUUCUUUAGCCCAAUUAGUUUGGUUACUGAUUAGUUGAUUGGUUAAUUAGUUAAUUGGCUUCAAAUGAUUUCACUAGCUGACCCAGUCAUGCCUCCACCUAAUGCUAUUGAUUAACUUUCUUUAAAUGUCCAUCCAAUUAGCUACACUUAAUUUGCAACUAAAUUAACAUUGAUUAAGGUUAUAGAGUAAUGCGCACACACAAGUGACUGUGAUUGGUUCUUUCACAGGUCUGUUUUUCCUCUUUGACUGAGGGUUUGGAUGUUCGUGUUCAGGAAAUCACUAAUUGCUAAUUUGGUAUUUAGUUUCUCAGGUUUGGGAGAACUGAAGACACCUUGAAUGACUUCAGUUCAGAUUUACGAUUUGAAAUGUUUAAAGUAUUUAUUCCUGUGUUAAUGAGCUAGCUCAAUGUGUAGACCAGGUUUAAUAAGAUUAUGAAGGAUGAUCAAUAAUAAA
Messenger RNA from Clarias gariepinus (North African catfish), 4761 nucleotides. RefSeq lists its product as uncharacterized. Lineage: Eukaryota; Metazoa; Chordata; Actinopteri; Siluriformes; Clariidae. Bases 1 to 3699 code for a protein of 1232 amino acids. The record is from RefSeq and is a predicted model, not a curated record. The transcript is spliced from 16 exons. Gene Ontology annotation, molecular function: nucleic acid binding; exonuclease activity. Gene Ontology annotation, cellular component: nucleus.